GAGGCGGCGACUGAUCGCGAACCGCCUCCCGGGCGCUCAGAGCGGCCUUGGAUUGGACACCGGAAGCGCCUGCCCUUUUAUGGUCAGGGUCCAGACCCCGACUCUGCGUGCCGGGGAUGGCUGCGACGGUGACCCUGGAACCCGCGGGCCGUUGCUGCUGGGACGAGCCAGUGCGCAUCGCUGUGCGCGGCCUGGCUCCGGGGCAGCGGGUCACGCUGCGCGCGUCCCUGCGCGACGAGAAGGGCGCGCUCUUCAGGGCCCACGCGCGCUACUGCGCCGACGCCGACGGCCAGCUGGACCUGGCGCGCGCGCCCGCGCUGGGCGGCAGCUUCGUGGGGCUCGAGCCCAUGGGGCUCCUCUGGGCUCUGGAGCCCGAAAAGCCUUUUUGGCGGUUUGUGAAGCGGGACGUGCAGACGCCUUUCGCCGUGGAGCUGGAGGUGUUCGACGGCCACGAGCCCGAGGCAGAGCGACUCCUGGGCCGGGCUGUGCACGAGCGCGACUUCCUGCCGCCCGGGGUUCGGCGCGAGCCGGUGCGCGCGGGCCGGGUGCGCGCCACGCUUUUCCUGCCUCCAGGACCCGGACCUUUCCCAGGGAUCAUUGACAUCUUUGGUUUGGGAGGAGGCCUGUUGGAAUAUCGGGCCAGCCUUCUAGCUGGCCAUGGCUUUGCUACCUUGGCACUAGCUUAUUAUGACUUUGAAGAUCUCCCCAAGAAAUUUGACGCCAUACAUCUGGACUACUUUGAAGAAGCCCUGUGCUACAUGCUUCAACACACCCAGGUAAAGGGCCCAGGCAUUGGGCUUCUGGGAAUUUCUUUAGGGGCUGAUAUUUGUCUCUCCAUGGCCUCAUUUUUGAAGAACGUCUCAGCCACAGUUUCCAUCAAUGGAUCUGGAUUUAAUGGAAACAAACCCAUAUACUACAAGGAGACUAGCAUCCCACCAUUGGGCCAUGACCUGAGGAGAGUGAAGGUAGCUUUCUCAGGCCUCCUGGACAUUGUGGAUAUAAGGAAUGAUAUUGUGGGGGGAUGUGAGAACCCCUGCAUGAUUCCAAUAGAGAAGGCCCAGGGGCCCAUCCUCUUCAUUGUUGGUCAGGAUGACCAUAACUGGAAGAGUGAGUUAUAUGCCCAGAUAGCCUCAGAACGGUUACAGGCCCAUGGAAAGGGAAAAGCCCAGAUCAUCUCUUACCCUGGGACUGGGCAUUACAUUGAGCCUCCUUACUUCCCCAUGUGUCCAGCUUCCCUGCACAGAUUACUGGACAAACCGGUGAUCUGGGGUGGGGAACCCAGAGCUCACUCUAAGGCCCAGAUAGAUGCUUGGAAGCAAAUUCUAACCUUCUUCUCCAAACACCUUGGAGCUUCCCCCAAAUUGUAAUGCAUUGGUCUGUUAUUUGACAAGAGAGAUUCAAGAUCAGAUUUUAGUGUUUAAUAUUUUUUCUGUGAAUCAACUAUCCUCUGGGUAACAUUAAACUCUUGUCAUUGGUCCAUCGUUAAAAAGUCUACAAAUAAAAAAUGCUAGAGAGUGUAUGAAGAAAAGAGAACUCUCUUACAUCAUUGGUGGGAAUGUAAACUGGCACAGCCUCUACGAAAAACAGUAUGGCAGUUCCUCAAAAACUAAAAAAAGAGUUUCCAUAUGCUCUAGGACUCCAAUUUCUAGAUAUACGCCCAGACGAAACUAUCAUUCAAAAAGAUACAUGCACCCCUAUGUUCACAGCAGCACUAUUUACAACAGCCAAGACAUGGAAACAACCUAAAUGUCCCUUGACAUAUAAAUGGAUAUAGAAGUUGGAGUGUGUGUGUGUGUGUAAUAUACACACAAUGGACUGUUAUAAAAGAGAAUGAAAUAAAGUCAUUUGCAGGAACA
Molecule: messenger RNA, 1856 nt
Organism: Phacochoerus africanus (Common warthog)
Lineage: Eukaryota; Metazoa; Chordata; Mammalia; Artiodactyla; Suidae
Product: peroxisomal succinyl-coenzyme A thioesterase-like
Exons: 3
Coding region: 117-1367 (416 amino acids)
Biological process (GO): fatty acid metabolic process; acyl-CoA metabolic process
Cellular component (GO): peroxisome
Molecular function (GO): fatty acyl-CoA hydrolase activity
Source: RefSeq, a predicted model, not a curated record